AUGGCCAGCCCCUCACCUGUACCUCCUCCAGCAGCAGAAGCGCCCCCAAAACUCGCAAUACCAACGACCCCACCGCCACCACCACCGCCGCCGUCAACCACGGCAGUAGCAUCGCCGUCGAAGCGUCGAAGCUCGUCAUCGUCAUCACCAUCAUCGUCCACCACGACAAACACGACCGCAAACAACACAAAGCGACAGCGAAGGAAAGCGCCGGCAGCAUCAACAUCAGCUGAGGAGAUGGAGCCCAGCGCGGAGCGCCCAAGGCUGAGUGAACAAGAGAAGAAGAACAACCAUAUCGCGUCGGAGCAGAAGAGGCGUAUGGCGAUUAGGGAGGGGUUUGAUCGCUUGACGGAGAUCGUGCCUGGGUUGGAGGGACAGGGAAGGAGCGAGAAUAUCGUGUUGAAGAAGUCCGUCGAUCAUAUGCGUGAUGUGUUGAACGAGCGCCAGCAGCUGAUAAAGCAAAUCCAAGCGCUGGGUAGGGAAGUCCCACCAGAGUUCCAGUGA
Molecule: messenger RNA, 504 nt
Organism: Morchella importuna
Lineage: Eukaryota; Fungi; Ascomycota; Pezizomycetes; Pezizales; Morchellaceae
Exons: 2
Coding region: 1-504 (167 amino acids)
Biological process (GO): regulation of transcription by RNA polymerase II
Molecular function (GO): DNA-binding transcription factor activity, RNA polymerase II-specific; protein dimerization activity; RNA polymerase II cis-regulatory region sequence-specific DNA binding
Source: RefSeq, a predicted model, not a curated record